This is a messenger RNA of Manihot esculenta (cassava), 2019 nucleotides long. RefSeq names its product synaptotagmin-3. Gene Ontology annotation, cellular component: endoplasmic reticulum. The record is from RefSeq and is a predicted model, not a curated record. The coding region runs from base 236 to 1855 and encodes 539 amino acids. Gene Ontology annotation, molecular function: lipid binding. The transcript has 12 exons. NCBI's taxonomy places the organism in Eukaryota, Viridiplantae, Streptophyta, Magnoliopsida, Malpighiales, Euphorbiaceae.
AGAGGAAGCUGUCUCGUUAAGCACUACCUGGCUUCUGUUUUGGCAGGUUUCUUAGGCUGGUUCCUUCUAUGCUCCUUGUUUUCUUGUCUAUUCGAUACGUUUCCUUGCAAAAUAUUAGAUUUUCUAGCCUUCCCUUUUAUUCUUUUUCUUGCUUCUUCUCCAUUGGAACUCUGCCAGUUGUAAAGAUGAUCUCUUUUUAAGUACACGCGAUGCUCUUGAUUUUCUUCAUAAGGAAAUGGGAUCGUUGAGCACUUUCUUGGGAAUUAUUGGUUUUGGAUUUGGACUUCCUAUUGGAGUUUUACUUGGGUUCUUUCUCUUUGUUUAUUCUCAUCCUAAAGAUGUUAAGGAUCCAGUGGUUAGACCUCUUCAUGAAUUGGACUCGAGCACCUUGCAAGAUAUCCUGCCUGCGAUUCCAUUGUGGGUGAAAUGCCCGGAUUAUGAACGAGUCGACUGGUUAAACAAGUUUCUUUUGAAUAUGUGGCCUUACCUUGACAGGGCAAUUUGUGCUACAAUAAAAAGUACGACAAAGCCUAUAUUUGCAGAGUACGUUGGGAAGUAUAUGAUAGAAGCAAUUGAAUUUGAGCAUCUUACUCUUGGAACUCUUCCUCCUACCAUUCAUGGUGUCAAAGUAUAUGAGACUAAUGAGAAGGAUUUAGUCAUGGAACCAGCAAUUAGGUGGGCUGGCAAUCCCAAUAUAAUUUUGGUGUUAAAACUAAUGUCUUUACAAGUCAAAGUUCAGCUAGUUGAUCUGCAAAUAUUUGCAGCACCGCGGAUUGCAUUGAAGCCUCUACUACCUACAUUUCCAUGUUUCGCAAACAUUGUCGUCUCCUUGAUGGAGAGGCCACAUGUAGAUUUCGGACUAAACAUUCUGGGUGGCGAUGUAAUGUCUAUACCUGGCCUGUACCGAUUUGUUCAGGAGAUUAUCAGAAAACAAGUAGCAAGCCUUUAUCUUUGGCCCCAGUCUCUUGAUAUACCUAUCCUUGACUUAUCAACUGUGGCUGUAAAGAAGCCUGUGGGGAUACUGCAUGUGAAGGUUGUGCGGGCAAUGAAACUCUUGAAGGCUGAUUUCUUGGGAACAUCUGAUCCAUAUGUUAAACUCAGCCUGAAUGGAGAGAAGCUGCCGGCAAAGAAAACCACAAUCAAGAAGAAUAAUUUGAAUCCUGUGUGGAAUGAGAACUUCAAGCUUAUAGUCAAGGAUCCUCAGUCUCAAGUUCUUCAACUACAAGUGUUUGAUUGGGACAAGGUUGGUGGACAUGACAGAUUAGGAAUGCAGUUAAUUCCUCUAAAAAUCCUGACACCCCAUGAUACAAAAGAAUUUACUCUUGAUUUGCUCAAACACACAAAUAUUUCAGAUCCUCAAGACAAGAAGCAAAGAGGGCAAAUUGUGGUAGAGUUAACUUUUGUGCCUUUUAAAGAAGAUAGUGCCAAAUUCAAUGACCCUUUGAAUGGUGGAGAUGAAAAGUCCUUUGAAGAUGAGAGAUUGAGUGGAGCAGGCUUACUUUCAGUUAUAAUUCAAGGAGCUGAGGAUGUAGAAGGGAAGCAUCACAAUAAUCCAUAUGCCUUAGUCCUUUUCAGGGGAGAAAAGAAGAAAACAAAGAUGAUCAGAAAAACUCGUGAUCCACGAUGGAACGAGGAAUUCCAGUUUACACUAGAUCAGCCUCCUUUACAUGAGAAGAUCCAUAUUGAUGUUAUGAGCAAGCGGACACGGUUUAGUUUCCGGGCAAAGGAAACAUUGGGCCAUGUGGAAAUAAAUCUUGAUGAUGUUGUGCAUAACGGACGUAUCAACGAAAAAUACCAUCUAAUCGAUUCGAAGAAUGGAGUGAUACAUGUUGAGAUAAGGUGGGAUACAGUUUGAGAAAUGGAGUGAAACUAUUUUCAGAUCAUACAAUAGCUACAGAGUUUUAUUACAGGACCAAGAGAAAACACAACAAUGUAUGUCUUUCUUUCUUGCUUGCUUACUGCAAUUAUGCCAAAUGUUGUCCAAACUUCAAACACUUAUCUAUAUCCUUUUAAAUAUCU